Messenger RNA from Truncatella angustata, 627 nucleotides. RefSeq lists its product as uncharacterized. The record is from RefSeq and is a predicted model, not a curated record. The transcript has a single exon. Bases 1 to 627 code for a protein of 208 amino acids. Lineage: Eukaryota; Fungi; Ascomycota; Sordariomycetes; Amphisphaeriales; Sporocadaceae.
AUGCGUCUUCCUGCGCCAACAAUAGCGCUCAUUCUCACGAUCCUGGCGUCGCCGAGCAGCGCACAGCGCAGGCGCCUCAGCGACCAACAAGCAGCCCUCAUGGUUGACGGCACAGUUUCGCAAACAGAUAUUCCGAACAUUGGCGAAGAAGCGAUGGUCCAGUCUAUUGCCCCUCUGAAUGCGACCAAGACGCCUAUACCACUAGCUCAACCCACGCCGCAAGCAAUGCCAGCGAAGCCAAUUCUGCCUAUAACUGUACUGCUCUACAGCUCCUCGCCAGGCCCGAAGGAGUGUCGCGGAACACCCAUCUUCAAUCUAAAUAUUCCAAAAGGCCCCGGGCUGGAUACUCCACCGGGCCCAACGUGUUAUAACGUGACAGUGGUGCCACAAGCUGAGUGUGGCACGUUUAUGGCCAAUAUGGAAGACGGGUGUCAAGCAAGGAUAUUUGGCGAACCUGGAUGUGCCAGCUUUACGAACCUUGCGGUCUUCAUGGAUGAGCUGAGGCCUGUCGGCGGCAUCAUCCGGAGUAUCGAGGUUCAGUGUGGGAUCAAGAGCGCGCAACCAGCGCCACUAGCUCUGAAUCUGCCUGCGAAGCAGAAACCUGCGGGGUCGCCAGCAAAUGGAUGA